AUGGCACGGGGUGGUUCGCUGCGGCCGGCGGGCCGCUGGUACCGCUCUGAGCGUUCUCUCUGGGAGACAGCAACGCGCCUCUUCUCAGCUUCUCCGUCGCCACAAGAAGCUGUGGAGACCGAGAUUGUCACUGAGGUGUUUUGGUUUUCUUUAGUGAAGAAGCGAGUUCUUGAGAGAGAGUCUCAUAAGCUGCACUUGGGAGAAAAAGGAGAACUGAGGUUGACUGUCACAGAACCUGAAACAGCACUAGCUGCUGAAGAGGAGGCAUUUAAAGAAAAAUUAGUUCCCACAAAGGCUCUGGAUGCCACGAGCAAUCUUCAAACAGAAGAUGAUGCAGAAGCCUUGCAGAAAGCAGAGAGUUUUGUUCCAAACAGUGAACUCCAGGAGGAAGCCGGCUCUGCAGAGAACAUCACAGAAAAGUCUGCAGAGACCUCGCCUUCGGUGGUGUUUGAAAACAUACAAGGAUGCAGUCCAAAAUGCUUACGUAUGCUGUUGGAGAACAUCAGCGGCCUGACAGUAGAUGAUGACUUCACUGUGGAAGUGAUACCCGAAAUAAAUGUUGCCGUAGCUACCUUUAUAAAAAGUAUCGAUACUGAAGAAUUUGUCAAAAAGUGUUCACAAAACAAGAGAAUUAAAAAAUUCAAAGUCACUGCCAGGCUUCUUGAAUUGACCCAGAGCAUCAAGGCUGAAAACAUACCGGCCAGCGUUUCCACAGACUACAUCACCGUUUACUUUGAGAGCGCACGGAACGGGGGCGGGCCGGUGUCAGACGUCCAGCUCUUCCCUGAGGAGAACUCGGCCAUCAUUACUUUCUGUGAUCGCAAAGAUCUGAACACUGUUUUGGAAAAGCAGCAUUUACUGGAACAGACACCAAUUUCUGUGCAUCCGUAUUACCGCUCCCUGGGAACAGCUCUCUAUGGCGAAGAAAGACCAACUAACAAGAUGCCAGACCCCGUUGGGAUACCACUGGAUCCGUACGUCUGGCAGUUUUUACAAAGGCAGGCUAAACUGAUCCAAGACAUAAACCAGGAAAUGGCAGUUUGCCAUUGUGAGCUAAAAUGGCCACAGACAGACUGUGCACACCCAGAAAUUAUGCUGUGCCCGUCGCCAUCUCUCUCCGAGCAGAAAAAGCCAAUGAUUAAGUUGAUCAAGACAUGGAAGCAAGAUGCUUCUACUGAGUUCUCGCGUAUCGUGUCCCGUUACAUAGCUAUAAAAUGUAAAGUAAAUUCGGUCGAUUGGGAAGACGUGAAAAACAGAUUGGUGAAAGAUGUUUCUUUGAUCAUAACUGAUAUUUCUGAGGAGAUGGUGGUGAUUGCAGGCAACAGAGCAGCAGUGGACAGUGCAGAGAAAGAAGUGAGAGAACGCAUGGAAAAAGCCAUGAAGCAAAGUGAAAGGGAAAAACAAAGCAUAGAAAUUUCUGUGUCAGUGAUCCCAGGGAAGUAUGCCAUUCUGCACAAUGCUGGGCUAGAAGAGAAUAUUCGCAAAGACUAUCCGUGCUUAAAGAUCUCUUAUGAUGACACAAAAAAAACUGUUCAGUUGUGUGGGUUACCCACAGAAGUAUAUAAAAUCAAAGCUGACUUACUGGAAAAGGUAUUGAACAUGCCAUGUACAUCACUUACCAUUGAUCCCCAUGUUUUCCACUAUCUACAGCGUGUAGAUAAUAAAACAGUGUCAGAGAUGUUAUUCACUAGGAAAAAAAUUAAUGCUUUUUAUGAGCUUGAGGAUGAUGCUGUGUUGCUAUUUGGAGAUGGUCCCAAAGACCUUUUAGAAGCAGAAAAGCAAAUAAAGACAGACUUAGAAUAUGAGUGCAUCAAUGUGGAGGAUGGUGAGGUCAUUAAAAAGGAGCAGUGGAGGUGUCUUCUUGCCUCCUUGCAUAAGAAGUACAAUUCUGCCCAGGAAACCGUAGUCAUUGAUGAACCUGUUGGAAAAGAAAAUAAAGUGAUUAUUGCUGGCUUUUUAAAGGCCGUAACAGAAGUUUAUCAGAAACUUAAUGAUUUUAUAGAUAGAAACACACACGUGGAAAAAGUAAUCCCAGCUAAGUCGGUGGUGGUAGUGCAGUUUGUAGAGAAGGAAAAAUCUGGUGUUUGUCUUGAAUUGAGGAAGAAAGGUGUGACAAUACGUUUUGACACCAAGACACCGUGUAUUUCCCUGAGUGGCCCAAGAGCAGAAGUGCCAAAAGCAGUCACCACAUUUGAAAAAAUUCUCUCAUCCCUUUACUUGAAAAAUGUGCCAAUUGAUAAACCAGGAGCCAAAGAGUUCUUCACUGAGAGGAAAGAUUCUUGUGUUUUUGAGGCAAAGCAGAAAUUUAACUGUUUGAUUAGGCUGAAAGAAGAAGAAGAACAACAACAACAACAGAAGAGUGAAAAAGUUGGUGAUAAAGAGAAAGGAAAGCUCUACUACAAGAAAAUGCUGCCAGGUGGAGUUGUAGUAGCAGUGUAUAAAGGUAACUUGUGCACUCGUCUGGUUGACGUUAUGCUAAAUGCUACUAACGAAGAGUUAAAACACAGCGGUGGCCUUGCUGAGGCACUGUUAAAAGCGGCUGGUCCAGAGCUACAACAGGAGUGCGACGAGCUGGUGAGGAAGAACGGGAGUUUGCAGCCUGGGGGCGCGGUCAUCCAGGGGGCCGGGAAGCUGCCCUGCAAGAAUGUCAUUCAUGCUGUCGGGCCCAGGUGGAGGAAGGAUGAAGCAGAAAAGUGCGUGUACUUGUUAAGAAAGACAGUGAAGAAAAGUCUACAACUAGCCGAAACAUACAAUCUUCGUUCUAUAGCUCUGCCCGCUACAAGUGGAGGGAUUUUUGGCUUCCCACUGGACCUGUAUGUGAAUUCGAUUGUAUCCUCCAUUAAGGAGACCUUGGAAGAAUCCAUGGGGGACAGCAGCUUGAAGGAGGUUCAUCUUGUGGGUGAUGUGGAAGAAACAGUUCAGGUUCUGAGUGAGACAGUAAAAAAAGCGUUUACAGCCAAAUCAUCCUCCCCGAUGCUGCCUAUGCCACAAUUGGAAAACCUUAAGCUAAGAGAAAGCCAGAAGGAGAAGAGAAGAGAGGUUCUGCAGAUGACUAGAGAUGAUCUGCGAACGGUUACAACAAAUGAAGGACUUCGCAUCCGAGUAGAGGAGAAAAGCGUUCAGGAAGCCACGACGGAUGUUAUCGUCAACAGCGUUGGCACCGAUCUGAAAUUUGGUGUGGGGCCUCUUUGCAAAGCCUUGCUGGAAAAGGCUGGACCAGCGCUCCAAGUAGAGUUUGACAAAGAAAAACAAAGACAGGUUGCUGGUCAAGGGAGUGUGCUCUGCACCAGUGGAUGUGGUUUGUCCUGCAAGUCUGUGCUUCAUGCCAUAAUGCCCUUGUGCGAUGGAGCUAAAGGGCAGACCCUGAAGACCCUAGAAGAUAUAAUCAAUUCCUGCUUGAAGAAAACUGAAGAACUUGGACUGAAUUCGAUCACUUUCCCAGCUAUUGGAACUGGAGGAUUUGGAUUUCCUAAAACCGUUGUUUCUAAGUUAAUGUUUGAUGUGGUAUUCAAGUUCAGUAGUAGUCGCACUCAGAAGACUCUUCAGGAAGUUCAUUUUCUCUUGCAUCCAAGAGAUAAGGAAAACAUUCAGGCUUUUACCACUGAACUGGAAUGUAGGGUAGCUGGAAGUUGCAGUGCUGCAGCACCACAGUCAAGUUUCAUUAGUCCUGUUUCAACUGAAGUACUGGGAGUUUAUGAAAUGCAGAUUGGUUCCAUUACGCUCCAAGUAAUUAGUGGAGAUAUUACCAAAGAGGAUACAGAAGUUAUUGUAAACAUAUCAAAUUCCACGUUUAAUUCCACAUCAGGGGUCUUCAGAGCAAUCAUGGAUGCUGCUGGUUCCCAGAUAGAAGGAGAAUGUACUCAAUACGCUGGACAGUGUCAAAGUGGCUUUAUUACUACAGAAGGUGGAAACCUGUUGUGCAGUAAAAUCAUCCACUUGAUUCACAAUAGCAACAUAAAGAGUCAGGUCUCCAAAGUCCUUCACGAGUGUGAGCUAAGGAUGUACACAUCUGUCGCCUUCCCAGCAAUUGGAACAGGUCAGGCAGGACAGAGUCCAGCAAAGGUAGCUGAUAACAUGUUGGAUGCUAUAGUGGAAUUUGCAAGCAGAAGAUCAGUACAGCAUUUGAAAAAAAUUAAGAUCGUCAUCUUCCAGACACACAUGCUCAGAGACUUUUAUGAAAGCAUGAAGAAAAGAAAAAAUUCAGAUUCAUCCACAACAGAUUCGUGGAUGUCUCUGUUUAAAUCACUUUUUUGGGGCAAAAAACAACCCACUGAGAAGAUAAAGCCUGUGGUUUUGGAGACGAAAGUUGAUUUAGCCACAUUUCAAAUUUGUGGAGAAAGCCAAAAAGAUGUGGAUGCAACUGAGUCCUGGAUAAAGAAUUUGAUUUUAAAGGAACAGCUUGAAAACAGUAUUUCAGAUGAGUUAAUUGAAAAAUUUGAUGAGAGGCAAAUUGACGCUUUGGCAGAUCUCCAGAGAAGAAAACAUGUUACCAUUCAGCUUGAAAAUAAACUUUCCCCCCCUUGCGUUAAAAUUUCUGGUAUUAGCAGGGAUGUCUGGUUUGUUUCUACGGAAGUUCAAAAAAUGAUCCAAAAAAUUAAGGAUUUUGAAGAAGAACAAUCCAAGGCAGAACUUGUUUAUAACCUGGUAGAAUGGAGGUAUCAAGGAAGCAAUGAUAGCUUUGUUGCUUUUGAUAAACUGACAAAUAUGCAGCUGGAGGAUGCCAAAAUAACUAAAAAAACACAUCUUCCUGUCAAAAUUAAGAAGAAGAACUACACGGUGGAUCUGAAUACUCUACAGGCUACUGAUGACCAAGGAAAAACUAUAAACAUUCAACGUGUGCCAAAGAAUGAAGAUAAGCAGUCAAUAGAGCUCCCUGUGCAGUGGGAAGACAUGCAAGAGGAACGGGUCAAACUGGUGAAUCUCAAGCCAUCACAUCAGGAAUAUCUGGACGUUCAGAACAAAUUUAGGAAAACCUGUCCCAGCUUUGUCAUAGAGAAGAUUGAAAGAAUACAAAAUCCCUUCCUCUGGCAGACAUACCAAAUUAAGAAAAUCUCUCUCUGUGCAAAGAACAAAAAUCAAAUUAAUGAGAAGCUGCUAUUUCAUGGGACAGCUCCAUCCUCAUUGAGCAUGAUCAACUACAAUGGAUUUAAUCGUGGGUUUGCUGGAAAGAAUGCUGCGGUCAUUGGAAAUGGAACCUACUUUGCUGUUGAUGCAAGUUAUUCUGCUCAGGAUACUUAUUCCACACCAGAUACGAACGGCAGAAAAUACAUGUACUUGGCUCGGGUCUUAACUGGGCAGUACUGUGCUGGGAGCAGAGGACUAAUCACUCCACCAUCCAAAAACCCAGCAGAUCCUACUGACCUGUAUGACAGCGUGGUUGAUAAUGUGGCUUGUCCAACAGUGUUUGUCAUAUUUAAUGACAUUCAGGCAUAUCCUGAAUACCUCAUUACUUUCAAAAGAUAG
Messenger RNA from Nipponia nippon (crested ibis), 5463 nucleotides. NCBI's taxonomy places the organism in Eukaryota, Metazoa, Chordata, Aves, Pelecaniformes, Threskiornithidae. The record is from RefSeq and is a predicted model, not a curated record.